AUGGUCUACUCGCUCGUCACGAGCGACCUGCUCGACCCCGUCGACUCACCCGGUGGCUACAGUCCUCCGGCCUGGCGCCGUCUGGGAAACGGGAACCGCGACAGCGGCUUCUGGCGCAAGACUAACGACAUUCUCGGCACGUGCCCGCCGCGGGACUCGCGUGCGUCGAGCCCCGCGUACGACGACGGCGACCUGCCGGGCGACGACGUCCUCGACCGCGCCGUGAGGACGAGGCUGCCGACGGGAAGCAUGAGCCCCGACAAGCGCAGGUCGCCGAGCCCGGCGCCCAAGCGUGAGGAGACGACAACGCUGAAACUCGACGACAUGGCCUGGAAAGGGUCGUCGCGUCUGGGUGAGGUGCGCAGCGCCGAGGGCCCCGACAAUUACAUCCGCUUCGCGUUGCGGGCGGAGGUGCAGCAGCGCACGGAACCGAUUGAGCGGGCCGUCCAUUUUCUGCGCGCGCGGUGGGCCGCCGCGACCAAGUCGUGGUCGUCGCUCCUUCUCUCCGUCCUCGUCGCCGUUGUCUCCGCGACAGCGCUCCGCAACCUCUUCCAGCCGGCGACGCCCAGGCCCGUGCCGGACCUCGUCAAGGUGGCGGGGAUCGCGCGGUCGUUCGAGCCGCUCAUCUACUUUUCGGAGAACGGCGCGUCGCAGGUCGGCGACCUGCAGGCGACGGGCGUGGCGGUGUGGGAUCUCGGCGAGAGCGUGCGGUCGAGCAACAUGACGUCGGCGCCGAUCAUCGUCAAGGAGCUCGACGAGCUCAGCGACAGCCUCAAGACGCUCGCCGUGGAGCUGACCAAGUUCUUCGCCAACGUCGACGGCGACAUUGACGGCAUCCUCCUCGUCAUGGACUGGGCGCGGCGGGAGCUGGCGCAGGUGCAGCAGCUGGCGUCGCCGCCGCUGACGGCGGCGUUUGACAACGUGCACAACCUGCUGUCGCGGGCGGGUGUGCUCGAGACGGCGGCCGGGCGCCCGACGCGCGCGGGGGCGCUCGUGACGGCGCUCUUCGGGCUGUCGAACCCGCAGCGCACGCAGCAGGCGCUCGAGCGGACGUUCCACGAGUUCCUGUCGGUGCUCGAGGAGGCGAUCGAGGCGGAGCUGCAGCACUCGCUCGCGCUGUUCGGGCUCUUCGAGGCCAUCGACCGGCAGUUCCUCAACCUCGCGCGGACGGUGGUGCGCGAGGCCAGCGCGCAGGAGGACAUGCAGGCCGAGGUGCUGUCGUCGCUGUGGACGCGGAUCCUCGGGGCCAACGCCGGGGCCGUGGCCAAGUUUGCGCGCAACAAGCUGCUGCUGCAGAACGUGCGCGAGAAGACGGUGCGCAACAAGGGCGUGCUCGUCGAGCACAACGGGCGGCUGCUGACGCUCAAGGCGAACCUCGAGAGCCUGCGGCGGAAGCUCGUCAGCCCGCUCGUGCGCAGCGUCAACUCGAGCACGCUGACGCUCGACGAGCAGGUGCGCGGGCUCGAGACGGUCGGCGGCUACCUCGAGGGCGUGCGGGCGCGGCAGAAGGGCAAGCUCAUGGCCAUGCUGUACGGCGGCGCACGGGGGAUCGACGACCGAGCCCUGCCGUGA
Molecule: messenger RNA, 1572 nt
Organism: Verticillium alfalfae VaMs.102
Lineage: Eukaryota; Fungi; Ascomycota; Sordariomycetes; Glomerellales; Plectosphaerellaceae
Exons: 2
Coding region: 1-1572 (523 amino acids)
Source: RefSeq, a predicted model, not a curated record